AUGACCGUCUUCGUGUGUUCUCUCUUCCUCCCCAAAACCAUCCAUUUCACUCUCCCCGGUACUCCUCCUCCCGGCGCCGAUCCCUCAAGACGCUCCAAGCCCGCGAAAUCUUCCAAUGCUGCUGCUUCGUCGAGUUCGCGCCCGCAACCCCUCGCGCGACAGCCGAGUCUCUUCCAGACCCAGGACGACCUGACCCCUCCUCAUACUCCGACUGAAGACCCCGAGUCGCCGAACCUAUUCGCCAACGAAGAUGGCUUCCGGAUACAAUUCCCCCACGCCGUAAACUCGCCUGAAGGUCAGGAUUCGCGGACUUGGGGCAGCCGAUCCAACCAGCCCAAGUCUCGCGCCAAUUCUCCUCCCCCCGCAGCCCUCGCCGAACACAGCCGUACGAUACAAAAGGCCCGAGAGCUCGGCCGCCAGGGCGUGUUACAGCCCAGGUCGCUUGUCCGGAGUGACAGCCACGAUCGAGUCUUUGCGUCAGCCAACUGGAUGGUGGUGAAUGCGGAUCAGGGCAACGGAGGACUGCGAAACGCCGCCGAGGCCGCCUAUCGCGAUGGCAAGCUUGACGACUAUACCUGGGUGGGAACCCUGGGUAUGCCGACCGAUGCUCUUGAGGGCACUCAGCAAAGGCAGGACAUUGAGGAUACGCUUGCCAACGAGCACAACAUGUUGACCGUGUUCUGCUCUGACAAGGACUUUGACGGCCACUAUGCUCACUUUUGCAAGCAUAUCCUGUGGCCCGUCUUCCACUACCAGAUCCCCGACAACCCCAAGAGCAAGGCUUACGAGGAUCACUCGUGGAAGUACUAUGUCAAUGUCAACCAGGCCUUUGCCGACCGCAUCGUCAAGAACUGGAAGCGCGGCGACGUCAUCUGGAUCCACGACUACCACCUGUUGCUUGUCCCCGGCAUGAUCCGUCAGAAGCUCCCUGAUGCCAAGAUCGGCUUCUUCCUGCACGUCGCGUUCCCCUCGUCAGAGGUGUUCCGGUGUCUGGCUGUUCGAAAGGAGCUUCUGGAGGGUAUGCUCGGUGCUAACCUCAUCGGCUUCCAGAUCCACGAGUACGGACGUCACUUCCUUCAGACUUGCAGCAGGCUUUUGAGCGCCGAAGCGACACCAGAUGGCCUGCAGCUGGAGGAUCGGUUUGUUGACGUUAUUCACCUGGCGAUUGGUAUCGACCCCAUCAGCCUUCGCGAGCACCUAGAGGACCAAGAAGUGGCCAAGUGGCUACAGAUCAUGCAGGAACGUUACAAGGGCAAGAAGCUCAUCGUGGCUCGUGACAAGCUUGACCACGUCCGUGGUGUCCGCCAGAAGCUGCUGUCUUAUGAGCUGUUUCUUAACAAGAACCCCCAGUGGCGCGAAAACACAGUCCUCAUCCAGGUCGCCCUGUCAUCUAGCGAGAAGAGUGAUCUUGAGGCCACCGUCUCCGACAUUGUAACCCGAGUCAACUCUUCAUGGGCUAAUCUCGCAUAUCAACCGGUGGUUUACCUCAAGCAAGAUAUUGAUUAUGCUCAGUAUCUUGCCCUGUUGACCAUUGCGGAUGCGCUCAUGAUCACCAGCCAGCGUGAGGGCAUGAACCUCACAUCUCACGAAUAUCUCUUCUGCCAGGACGGAAAGCUUUUCCCUGAGAAGAAGCACGGCUCCCUGAUUCUGUCCGAGUUCACUGGUACUUCAUCCCUCUUCAACAAGAACGAGCUGGCCGUGAACCCCUGGGAUUACCGACAGUGCGCCGACGCUAUCAAGCAAGCUUUGGAGAUGAAGGAGCCCGAAAAGGAGAGACGAUGGAAAAACCUCUACGACCGCGUGGUGAACCACACUGGCUCUCACUGGUUCAGCGAGUUCCUUACUCGUCUGGAUGUGGUGUAUGAGGAGCAGCACAAGCGGGACCAGACCUCUGUCCCUCGCCUCUCCAUCCAGUCUUUGUCUACCAAAUAUCUCAAGGCACAGCGUCGACUUUUCAUCAUCGACUAUGAGGGUACCCUGGUGAGCUGGGGUCCUGUGAACCAGAUCAUUCCCGUCAGCCCUCAGCGAACCCUGGACGUGCUAAACGAUCUUCUUCUCGACGAGCGUAAUACCAUCUACGUCAUGUCGGGCCGCCGACCCGAAGAGCUGGAUAGAGUCUUCCGCCGAGUCCCCAACCUGGGAUUGAUUGCCGAGAAUGGAUGCUUCCUCAAGAGCCACGGAAAGGACAAAUGGACUGAGAUGGCCGAUCUCGAACACAUCAAGGACUGGAAGGAGUCGGUGCGACCCAUCAUGACAUACUACCUCGAGAGAACCCCUGGAGCCGAGAUUGAGGAGCGUCGCUGCAGUCUCAUCUUCCACUACAAGAGUGCUGAGGACUACGAGACGGCCUGUCGCCAGGCAUCAGACUGCGCCAGCCAUGUCAACGACGCUUGUGAGUCACAGCGUGUCCACGCCAUUGCUCUCGACGGUUGUAUUGCUGUUGAACCCAUCGACUGGACCAAGAGAACCGCCGCCAGGAAGGUGUUUGAAACCCUCAAGGAGGAGAUGAGCUCUAAUGAGGUUCACAAGACGCCUGUUGACUUCUUGAUGGUUGUUGGUGACGGUCGAGAGGACGAAAAGGUGUUCAAGUGGGCAAACAGGCUGCAAGAGGAUAAGGCUGUGCAGAAUGUCAUCACAGUCAGUCUCGGUAACCGCAACACCGAGGCAACCGCCACUCUUACGCAGGGCGUCAGUGGUGUUCUUACUUGUCUCCAGAGGCUGGCGGCUCUCGCCUGA
Messenger RNA from Fusarium keratoplasticum, 2736 nucleotides. RefSeq lists its product as uncharacterized. The record is from RefSeq and is a predicted model, not a curated record. The transcript is spliced from 3 exons. Gene Ontology annotation, cellular component: cytosol; alpha,alpha-trehalose-phosphate synthase complex (UDP-forming). Gene Ontology annotation, biological process: trehalose biosynthetic process. Bases 1 to 2736 code for a protein of 911 amino acids. NCBI's taxonomy places the organism in Eukaryota, Fungi, Ascomycota, Sordariomycetes, Hypocreales, Nectriaceae. Gene Ontology annotation, molecular function: catalytic activity.